Macadamia integrifolia is the source of this 1366-nucleotide messenger RNA. Its product is annotated as coiled-coil domain-containing protein 25. Bases 422 to 1078 code for a protein of 218 amino acids. The transcript is spliced from 6 exons. Lineage: Eukaryota; Viridiplantae; Streptophyta; Magnoliopsida; Proteales; Proteaceae. The record is from RefSeq and is a predicted model, not a curated record.
AAAAAUUAUUAUCUUAGAUUUCAUAGAAUUGUUUAUGAGUUCAGGCCUUCAGUCUCCAAGGUAAUCAAGGUUGCCCGGUCCAGUGGGCCCACUGUGACCUUUGCCAAUUUCCCAAUUGGGCGCCGCGCGGGCAGAGGAUCUUGUAUCGCACUUUUUGAAAGUUACCUGCUCCACAUCCUUUAUUCCGUUUCUGGUGCGCUGAACGCAGAGAGAGAGAGAGAGAGCGUUAGAAGUUAGAACAAUAGAACCAAUCCUUAUUUGUUGCCUUUUCAGCUACCACGAUCCUCUCAUCUCUCACUGCGUUUAUAUUUACAAGUAAUCGUGUGGAAAAUUCUCUUUCGUUCCCUUCAUCGGCUUCUCCAUUCUCAAAACCCUAAUUUUUUUUUAGGGGGGAGGGUCGAUUUUGGGAGGAGAAUUAACGAUGGUUUUCUACUUCAAAGCCCGACCAGAAGCUGGUGAUUAUACGAUCUUCAUGGGAUUGGACAAGCACGAGAACGAAGAGCUCAUCAAAUACGGAUUUCCAGAAGAUGUCUGGUUCCAUGUCGAUAAAAUGUCUUCGGCCCAUGUUUAUGUGAGACUGAACAAGGGUCAGACAGUUGAAGAUAUAAGUGAGGGUUUAUUGGAAGAUUGUGUUCAGCUUGUCAAAGCAAAUUCUAUCCAAGGCAACAAGGUGAAUAAUGUUGAUGUUGUUUACACUCCUUGGUAUAAUUUGAAGAAGACGGCUUCAAUGGAUGUUGGGCAAGUUGGUUUUCACAACCCUAAGAUGGUCCGAACCGUGAGAGUUGAAAAACGAAUAAAUGAGAUAGUUAAUAGACUGAACAAGACAAAAGUUGAAAGGAAGCCAGACUUAAAAGUUUAUGCAGCUGAGAGAGAAGCAGUUAAUGCUGCAGAAAGGGCAGAGAGAAAAGUCCAUCUGAGAGAUAAAAAACGGCGAGAGGAGAUGGAGAGGCUUGAAAAGGAGAAACAGGCAGAGAUGAGGAGCUACAAGGGCCUGAUGGUCCAAGAGAAAAUGACUUCUAACAAACAGAUUGCAUCAACGACCAAGUCACUGCAGGAACUGGAAGACGAUUUCAUGUAAUUCCUGCACAAAAACUCGAUGGCUUAUUUCCACGAAGAGGGAAUCUGCCAGAAGAGAGAAAUCUGUACGUUCCUGGUGCAGAUAUGUCGCUUGCAUGAGUCAAAUGUUGAUGACCCUCUAAUUGGAUGCGGCUGGAAAGGUAGAGUGGUGGAGCAGAAGAUGAAUCUUCAUAUUGUCUGGUUGAUUUGUAUCUCUUAAGACUUGAAUAAUGGGGAUGAUUGAUAAACAUGUCAAAGUAUUAUUUUAUUGAUUUUAUGCAAAAGCCCUGAUUGAUACUUGGUGCUUCAA